UGUUAGGAUAAAAGAAUUGUUUAUUUUGACCCUAGGAAGUUCUAUAUAAACUCUCACUUUCCAAAAUUAUAUUCCCUUCAAUGCAAACACAAUCACUGUCUCUUCCUUCAUAUCUUCUUUUGGAAUCAAUCAAUAUGAAGUUCAUACUCUUCUUUGCUUUAUCCCUCUUCCUUCAAGGAGCUCUUGGUGAGUUGAUAUGCGAGGAAUUACCAGUUGAAAUGUGUGCGCUUUCAAUUUCGUCGGACGGAAAGAGGUGUGUGCUGGAGAGUCGUCCGUCUGAAGAAGGAAAUAAUGAAGUGGAGUGCCAGACUUCAGAAGCAUUUGCAAGUAAUAAAAUGUUGCAGGAAUAUAUAGAGACAGAUGAAUGCGUUGGUGCAUGUGGUGUUGAUAGGCAAUCUCUUGGCCUUUCAUCAGACGCCCUUGUUGAUUCUAAAUUCGUUGCCAAACUCUGUUCACAUCACUGUUACAACAAUUGCCCCAAUAUUAUCGAUCUUUACUCUAGUGUCGCUUCUGCUGAAGGAUUAUCUUUGCCCAAAAUGUGCGCAUCUCAGAAAACUCGUCCACGCCGUGGAAUGUCUCAGUCCGCAUUCCGAAGUUCAGGUGCCGCUGCUCUGGUCGGUUAUGGCGGUAGUGCUGGUCCAGUUUCUUCCGCAGAUCCACCUGCCGUCGAUGAUCCAGCGACUGGUGCAGCGUCUCCUGCCGGCAAUGAUCCAGUGACUGGUGCAGAUUCUCCUGCCGGCAAUGAUCCAGUGACUGGUUCAGCGUCUCCUGCCGGCAAUGAUCCGGUGACUGAUGCAGAUUCUCCUGCCGGCAAUGAUCCAGUGACUGAUGCAGCUCCUCCUCCUUCUCAAUAUUGAGUUGAUUAUAUAUUGUGCUACUAAUAAAUGUGUACAACAUAUGUACACACACGUAUCUACGUUAUCGCAAUAUGUAUAUCUAUCACAAUUAUCUCUCUGAUGAUGUGAUAGAUACAUUUAUUUCUCGUAUUAUAAAGAGUCACUUGUUUAUGCUAUGGUUGAUUGUA
Molecule: messenger RNA, 1024 nt
Organism: Solanum lycopersicum (tomato)
Lineage: Eukaryota; Viridiplantae; Streptophyta; Magnoliopsida; Solanales; Solanaceae
Source: RefSeq, a predicted model, not a curated record